AUGAAGAUAAUAUAGAUGUAGGCAUAGUCAUCCGCUUCUGUUCAUCAUCAUAUAUUUCAAGAGUUUGCUUAUUCAAGAGACUAGAUUUAAAAUGAGCUGUCCUGGUGAAGAAGUUUCAAUUGGAGAGGGUUCAUAUGGGAGAAUAUAUUUUGGAGUUUCGGGAACCAGGCAGGAAGCAAUAGACGACAAUCAAGAGCGGUCGGCACAGGUUUAUAUAGAAUCCAGGCGAAAACACGACACUGUUAUUGAGCUCGUUGGUUAUUGUAUCGAUGGAAGUCCUCGUGUUCCUACAUAUGAAUUUGAUUCCAUGGGAUCUCUUCAUGAUAUUCUACAUGGGGGGAAAGGUGACUUGGAAGGAGCACAACCAGGCCAGGUUCUAUCUUGGGCUCAACGAGUGCAAAUUUUCGUAGAUGUAGCAAAGGGGCUGCGGGAUUUGCAUGAUAAGGCGCAACCUAAUAGUAUCCAUCAUGAUAAUAAUUCAAACAAUGUGUUACUUCUCAAAGAUCAUGUUUCAAAAACGUCUGAUUCCGACUUGUCAAAUAAAACUCCUAUCAUGGAAGUGCGCCUUGCAACUUUCGAUUUGGGACCAUUUGCAUCGAAUGCAAUGACUGGACAACCAGAUCGAAAGAGUGAUGUUUACAAGUAUGGGGUAGUAGUGGCGGAGCUCUUGACUGGUCGUAAGCCCGUUGAUCUUACACUACCAAAAAAGCAACAGAAACUUGUAAAAUGGUUCAUGAAAUCUCUCUCAAGUUAUAGAGAAGCCAUCGAGGGUGCUAACCAAGGCUUCGAUGAUGAAAAGGUUAGACAACUCAUUGACGAAAGGCUAGGGGACGACUAUCCCCUAAAAGGAGUUGUAAAGGCGGCUAUGAUUGCUGAAUUGUGUUUGGGUCCCGAACCUGAUUUUAGACCAUCCAUGGAGAUUGUUGUUAGAGCUCUUCAACCACUUUUACAUUACGAUACAACUGUACCGCUUGGUGAUCAAAAUAGCCAAACUUCAGGGAGUUCACUUAUUCAAGAGGAUCAAGUGGGGUGCAGAGAUGAACAGGAUUUUGGCGUACCAGAAGACCUUGGUAAUGGUGCUGUAGUAGAAGAUGGGGCUGCAGAUGAAAAAGAUAAGCCAGUCAAAGUUCCAGCACUUUCUGCUUCAAUUGAAGAGGGUUCGUAUGGGAGAGUAUAUAUUGGUGUUUCAGAAAGUGCGCAGGCUGCAGCAGUCGACCAAGAUCCCUUGACACAGGUUUAUAUGGAAUCGAGGCUGAAACACGAGAACAUUAUUGAGCUCAUUGGUUAUUACGUUGAUGGAAGUCCACGUUUUCCUGGAUAUGAGUUUGAUACCAUUGGGUCUCUGCUGAAACACGAGAACAUUAUUAAGGUCCUUGACCAUUGCGUUGAUGGAAGUCUUCGGGUUCCUGCAUAUGAGUUUGACACCAUUGGAUCUCUUCAGGAUGUUUUACGCGGGGAUAAAGGUGACAUCGAAGGAGCACCGCUGGGUCAGGUUCUAUCUUGGGCUCAGCGAUUUCAGAUUGCUAUAGAUGUAGCUAAGGGGCUGCGGCGUUUGCAUGAUGAGGAUCAACCUAAGACUAUGCGUCAUGAUUUUAAUUCCAGCAAUGUGCUACUUUUCAAAGAUCAUGUUGCAAAUCUUGUUGAUUUCGACUUACCAAAUCGAACUCCCGUCAUAGAAGCACGCCUCGCAACCUUCGAUUUGGGACCAUGUGCAGAGAACGUAAUGACUGGACAACCAGAUCAAGAUAGCGAUAUUUACAAGUAUGGAGUAAUACUGCUGGAGCUUGUGACUGGUCAUAAAACCGAUGAUCUUGUAGAAUGGUAUAUGAAAUUUGUUGCAAGUUAUAGAGACUACAGCUACCUAAAGGAGGAAGGCUGGUUUGGAGUACCAGAUUGUGCUAGUUUCAACAAUCAAGAAAAGGUUGGAGAAUGCGUUGACCAAAGACUAGGGAAAGACUAUAUCCUAAAAGCAGUUGAGAAGGUGGCUCGAUUAGCUGAACUGUGUUUUGAAGGACAAUUUCCGCCAACCAUGGAUUACGUUGUCAAGUAUUUUGAACUUAUGUUAUUAGAACUAGAUGCUGGUUUAUAUGAUUGAUACAAACCAGCAUAAAGAAAAUGAAAGAGAAAUAAUUUGUGAGUUAAGAUUAAAGUAUUAUCUUGAUUAUUGUUUGGAAGGUCGUAUAACAUUAAACAUUGUAUCUAUUUCUUGUUAAACAAUAACCUGUGAGGGUAAGAUAUUAGUAUAACUA
Molecule: messenger RNA, 2249 nt
Organism: Papaver somniferum (opium poppy)
Lineage: Eukaryota; Viridiplantae; Streptophyta; Magnoliopsida; Ranunculales; Papaveraceae
Product: receptor-like kinase LIP2
Exons: 13
Coding region: 92-2095 (667 amino acids)
Biological process (GO): protein phosphorylation
Molecular function (GO): ATP binding; protein kinase activity
Source: RefSeq, a predicted model, not a curated record